GGCAGACUCGCACCCCGCCGGUGCCGAGCGCGCCGUGCCACCGCCGCCGGGAGGAAAUGGGAAGCCAGUGAGCAGAUCCGUGCCGGUGCCGGCGUCCGCGAUGACCCUGGUGCUGCCCAUGCAGCGGCUGGGCCGCCCCAUCGCCGCCGAGGGAGCCGCCGACCUCGCCGCCUACCGCGCCCUCUGGGAGCCGCCCUGCUGCGGUCGCCCCGGCCCCGGCGGCCCGCCGGCCCCGGCCCCGGCGGCCCCCGGGCCCCCCGCCGCAGGAUCACAUUACAGGGGAAUUUCAAAUCCUGUAACAACAUCCAAGAUCACAUACUUUAAAAGGAAAUAUGUGGAAGAAGAGGAUUUUCAUCCACCACUCAGCAGCUGUGCACAUAAAACAAUCUCCGUGUUUGAGGAGCGGGCCCAUAUUCUUUACAUGUCUUUGGAAAAGCUGAAAUUCAUUGAUGAUCCCGAAGUCUACCUGCGAAGAUCCGUCCUCAUCAACAAUCUCAUGAAGAGAAUCCAUGGAGAGAUCAUCAUGCAGAACAACUGGUGCUUCUCUGCCUGCUCCUUCAGUGGCACCUCCCCGCAAGAGUGGUUUGUGCCUCAGGACUGUCCAUAUAGAAAACGCCUUCGGAUGGCAAAGGAGGAGUAUGAGAAGCUCCACAUGUGCUGCUUCUAUCAAGAAUGUGGCAGUCACUAUUUAAAUCUACCCUACUCUGUUAAUGCUAGCACAGAAAGUAAUUCCUCUUCUUCCUCCUCCUCCUCCUUUUCCUCCUCCUCCUCCCCUCCCAUUUCUUUGCCAAGCUGUUCCCAGCAGGUGGAUUAUGAAGUUGGCAGUGCACCUUCUUACAGAAGUGAUGACCAGAUACCUGCUAAUGAAAUAUUCAUCACUAAUGGCAGGUCUCACAGUAAUCAGGAAAAGGCAAAAUUUAAUGACGAGAAAGGAGGUAAUGAACCUGAGCGAGAGAGCAUCGCCCUAAACUGUGAACCUGUAAGAGGCACCCAUGCUCUUGAAUGUAAAGGCAAAUUUUAUGACUAUUUUGAGACUGGAUGUAAUGACAAGAGCAACAUAAGUGAAUCUUGGAAAAAAUCCUUAAGGAAAAAGGAAUCUUUACCAAGUAAUAAAAUCUGCUGCAACAAAGGAAGUAAAAUAUGAGGCAUCUUUCUUGCUCUAUUGAAGCAUGCACAGCAUGUUCUUUCUCUAUCAAAUUUUUAUUUUGAAUGGAUUUUUUAUAGUUUUCUACGAAUGGUACAAUCAUGCCACAAACAUGACGUGUAGACCUAAAAGACUGGAGAGCAGAUUGCGUAAAGUGUUUCUGCCAUCCGCAUCAGCGGCUAUUUAUAAAUGUGGAGACUUCAGAAAGAACAUGGUUGCAUUUCUGCUGAGCACUGUAGUCUGUGCAGCCAUGGUGGAGCUUUCGUUGCUGAAAAUGCCAAUCAGCCAGAUGGGGAAAACAUAUCGUUUUACAUAUCCCCGCCCCCAAGAAGUCUGCCAUUAAUUAAGAAGAACCUCCAUUAUGUUUACCAAGGAAUUAGAAGUCUGGUAAACAAAUUGAUGCUACCAGCAAGGAUGAUAGGCUCCUUGUAACUCAGUAUUCGUUCUGACAAAGGACUGUCUUCAUGGAUUGGGAAUAAACCAUCCUUACGUUUUGUACUGAUACUCUUGAAUUCCUGUAUUCAGUGUCUUGUUCAACUGACAAAAUAGGACAUAGCAUAAAGAAAUAACCUGUUUAUGGAAUCUUAAUCAGAAUCAAACAAGCAGCUCAAGUACUUGCAUGUUUUCACCUCGGCUGUAAUAACUAAUGAGGCUUGUUGUUACACAGGGCAGGUUUUUUUUUGGUGCCUUACUUUUUGUCUUAAUUUUUGCCAGCGUGAAAAUUAAGUAUGAAUCUGAUACAGCAGGGAUUUAACCUAAACAGAGAUUAAAAAAGAAACCCACAGGGUGGAUCAAUAUUAUUAGAAACCUUUAACCUUUGAAGUACUGAGUUCCACUUCCUAUUCAAACAUCUCUGUUCUUCCUUUUUGAUGCUCAAUUGCUUUUUGAUUUGCCAUCCUUAGGAAGGGAUUUAAGAAACAAUAGAGAGAUGUCUCUUGUAAACAAGCAUUCGAUGCUUGAGUGUUUCUAUGGCAACUGUCUGUUGCUGGGGCUCUUUUUUUUCUUCUUCGUAUAAUGAAGUUCAUGAACCAGUGGCAUGUUUUAUACUUUAUUCUGUUUCACAUAAUUUCUCUCUUUUAGAUCGCAAAAGCAUGCGGGAGUUUUUUAUGACUUUUGCUGUUGAUUUAGAAAAAGACAAGAAGGCAAAAAGCACAAUGUUAAUUAAUAAUGUGGCGAUAAACACAGUUUUAUCUGAAUGAAUGUAAGGGGUUUAAUUUUAAAAAAGAACAUUUUGGAGAAAUGAGCUGAGAUUUCAGUGGCUGAGGACAACAUUUCAUCAUCCCUAGGUAGAUCAAUUGCAAAAGUGUGCUGUGUAAAAUGCCCAGAAGACACUAGCUGGGGUUGGACCAAGAGUGAGUCUUUGAUCCACCAAAUUAAUUAGUUCCCACAGUCCCCAUAACAACUGGCAGGAUGUGCUCAGGAAAAUAGCCACAUCCAGCCCACAGCUGACUCAUAAAUAGCUGCCUGUUCCCACAGCACCUUGCACUCAAGUGACAUCUCUGCUUGCUUCUUGCCCAAAGGGUGAAAGUCACCUGUGUGCUGGGGGAGCAGCCAGCUCGGUGCAAGGCAGGAGUGUCCCCAGGGGGACACAGCCCCAGGCUUGGCACUGACAGGUGCCAAAGGUCUGACACCUUUUGCUUUGGGUUUCAUGGGUUCAGCUGGAGACCUCUAGGGCCAUGGUUAUUUUGGGUAGAAAAAUACAUUUGUAAACUGUACGGUCUUUCACAGAAAGCCCCGUGGUCACAGGAGAAAGCCUCCCCUGAGCCCAGGUGACCACAAACACAGCAGGAUUUAAAUCAGUGAUAACCUUUAUGAAGUCAGGUGAGUGUAAGCUGGUAUGUUUGUAAGGGUUAUCAUUGUGAAGAAUGACAAAUAAAGAAAGUACAAGUCCCACCUGAUUUCUCCAAGACAGAAGCUUUUUUAUUAUUAAUAAUAAUAAUAAUAUUAAAUAUAGAUCUCAUUCAUACAGUGUAUGAGUAGGAUCAUCAUUUAGACAUUUGUCCACAAGGACCAAUUUUUUAAAAAACCUGAUUUUUCUUGUGUUAUAUUCAGAUAGUCUAGUAAUGUCUGCUCUUUUCCAAUAUUUGAUAAACGCUUGAUGUUUUAAGCUUAAAUAUUAGAUGCUUGUAUACUAAUGUGUUGUUGUAGUAAAGUGAAAUUUCCUUGAUAUAUAUUUAUUAAAAAUGACCAAAAUUCAUUUUAAUUUUAUAUCUCCAAUGGCUACUGGGUCCUUUCCCCUAUGUUCUCCUCCCUCACCCAAGAAAACACCAUUUAAUCAAACUGCUCCCUGCUCAAAAGGUUACACAGCUGUUGACUGUGCACCUCAGGCUGGGUCUGUGAGGGAGCUCAGCCUUGCCAGGGUUUUGGGAGCAUUUAGGACAGUUUGAAGGUGCACUGAGAAGCAACAGAUUCUCUGUAGACUUGCAUGUACAGCAGGAAAACACCUGGCCAAAUGCUGCCCAAACCACAAAUCAGCUAACACUUUUGGGGGGGCUGAAAGCUUUUUGACCCUAAAGGGCUCCUUGGUGCUCCAGAACAAGCCUGCACACAUAACCUGUUGCAGAGGCUUCUCAGUUGAAUUUGCACAGGCUGAAGUGAUGGAUCAGCAGAUCUUUGUCUACUCUAAUGGUUUCUUUAGUUCCAGGGACAUCUGGAAAUUAACCUGUUACAGCUCUGGACAGUCUUAUUGUCAUCAGGGUCUGUAAGGGAGGAAAUGCCAUCUAAUGAAAGUUGGCCUAUGGAUAAGUGGGGUUUUAUGCCUUUCUCUGGACCUUGCCUCACAAAAUAAUAGCAAUUACUGAAAGCAGAUGUAUUGGACUCAGGAGUCCACCGAGUUAUCCUGUUAGCCUCAGAAGAGACAGAGGUAUUCCACAUUUAGAAAGGGAGGUGGAAACGCCCUUGUCCCAUUGUCAGAAAUGCAAUAGACAUUGAUAGGAUUUCCAGCCUGGGCUAGACUGAAUGGACUUCCUGGUUUAAAUUGGAUUUGAUUUAUUGCAUGUGAAGACUGUGAGUCUGAUAGGCCUUUUCCUCACUGCACACUCCAGUGCUAAGGAUAUUUUGCUAGUAUCAAAAAUUUUCAAGAAAUAGUUCUUUUACAAGAUUAUACUUAUGCCUUUCAUCCAUACAUCCCACACAUAACUGCUAAAUGAAUGCUCCUGAACUUGAUCCUGGCUUACCUGCCAGGAAGAACGGGACAGAAGAGCUUCUCUAGGAAGAUUGUUUUUCUCUCUAUCGUAAGACACUUUGCUCCUAGAGUGUAAGACUAUAAAGUACUGUGCCUUUCAGCACAUGCCAAACAGCAACAGAAAAGAUGUUUCUGUUGUCACAUCAAUUUUGCUGUCACUAGGAACAGAAGUGUCAUUUUAUCUUCGGGAUCCAGGUAAUACAUUUCCUUUGGAAAUGCACAGUUCAUUUGAGUUUAAAAAAACGUGUUUCUUUUUCAAAGCCCACGGCAUAAUAUCAUUGUGCUUCAUAUAUACUCACUACUUUUGGUAAAAUUUUGCUCUUUUUACUGUAUUAGCUAAUCUGUUGAAACAGCUUAACAUGGUUACUUAAGCAUCCUCAGCACUCAGACAGCCUCAGCUGGCAGUGAUGUGCAGUGCCAGCAGAGCAGCUGGUUCCGCAGGGAAAACAGACACAGCCUGAGCUGAAGAAAUGAAGUGCUUCUUUCAGUCCUGAAGGUGUUACGCCCCUAAGCAAAGCUAUGGUAGAGACUUUUUUCAUAUUUCAUCUUUCUGCAUGCCCUCCAUCCUCUUUUUACACCCCUCAUCUACCAUCUGUCCUUUUGUGUCCUACCAUCGUGAUGACCGUGACACGCUGCCAGGGUGCUGCAGUGGGUGCCACCACCCUUCAGGCUUGUGCAGGGGAAGCAGGGAGCUGGUUCAGAGCCACAGCAUGAGCUAAAGGGGAACUUAAACAAAGUAACCAGGGUGCAGUGUAUCUUGGCUGCUCUGUGGUCCCUCUGGAGGCUUGUGCCAGUUGUGACCCCCCACACCUAAAUGACUUUUCCAGCUGCUGGUAGCUCACAUUGCCACUACGGAGUGAUCUGGUGAUUAGAGAGCUAUGACUGAAGCAGAGAUGUGAAGGUGAUUUCUAGCCUGCAUUUGGCUUAUGUCCUUACAUUGCCUUCUUGAGCUAAAGACGUAGCCAGAGGUUGUAGCAAAUGCAAUGGCUGCUUAUUCAUGCCAGGAUCCUUGACAAAAGAAGUAUCUUAAGUUUUAUCGCAAAAAAAACCCCAAAACCCAAACCAGUCAGUCACAUCAGGGAAAGGUUUAGACCACUCUGAGGUAAAGGAUUUCAUCUUGUGUUGUAUUCAGCAAAUGUAACUCUAACAUGGAGGCCUCCCAAAGGGACCUGACCUUUUACAUGGUCCAUCCCUUGCUUUGCAACCUCUAAGACAGGGGCUGCCCUCACUUUCUGGAGGUCACCAUUUGGGCUCCUCAGUACUGGUAUGAGCUUUUCCACAGCUGCACAAAGCACCCCAGAGGCUUUUCCUGGCAGGGUGUGCAGAGCCUGCUAAAAUAUAGUAGCCAGGGAAGCAUUGCAAAGGAUCCUGCUGGAAAUGUUAGGAGAUGCAAAUCUUCCACAAGGCAUCCCAUAUAACAGCCAAGCCGCUCAGUCACGACUACUUGGAAUACACAGUAAUUUCCUGUGUUUUUUCAGUCUCACUUAAACUUCUCUGACAGAUGGGGAAAGAUGACUAAACCAAGGGAGUUUACAAAAGUUCGUCUUGUGGUGUUUGCAAACUGUCUCUGUGAGGUCCAUUUUCUCUAAUGUAAACACAGCCGUGGCUGGGUGCCGAGUGCCUUUGCAGCAGCUAAUCCUGCUCAGCUUAAGGCUGCUAAGACGAGGAGUACCCGGCCAGCUGGUCCGCUCAGGGGGUUGAACAUGAACCAGCCCUGGGCCUGAGGGGUGUUAGGAGGAGACCUUCACUUUCUGGGCUUUACACAGCAUGAAGCAAAGCACCUGUGGCUCUAAGACCAGACCAAAUUUACUAUGCCGGGUGAGAGGCUUUUCAAGGGGCCUUGGGGUCAGGUGUGGAAGGUUAGAUAAAACUCCAGGGCAGUAAUCAUGUGAAAGCAAUUGCUUUUGGGGCUGUAGUUGGCCUGUUGCUCUCUAGUCUUGAAUUCACUGCCAGGAUAGGAUUACAUCCCAGGGAAAGUGGAUUUCAGUUCUUUGGGUUUGCAGAAGUGGUGCAGAGUAUGCAAAGCUUUUUCACCAGCUACAGCUGAAAGGCCAGGUAGGCAAAUGUUUUAACUUUUAUUGCUUAAGUUCCCCUUGCUGAGGAAUGCAGGGAGUGUGAGCAGGAGCCACAGAUGGGUGGUCUGUAUACAUUCAGAAGUAUGCAUGAGCAGAAAGCCCCAAACUCCAACAAAAACCCAAAGCAGAGAGAUACUGAAUUUGAAAAGUAACUCAUUUUCUGUGGCUAGUAAUUCUUCUCAAUUAAUCCAGCAUCAUUCUCCAGUUUACUGUGGAGAGCAUUUAUUCUGUCAUACUGGGACUGCAGCAGGACAAUAAAUAGUCUGUCUGCUCAAGGUCAGUCCAUUUACUACUACCUCCUGCAGUGGUGCUUUCCCUGUGGAAUAGCCCACCAGGCUCAUCUUUCUGUAUGGUGGUCUGUGUCUGCCUCCUGAAACAACUGGAGGCUCAGGUCCUUGCAGAAGAGGAUGAGGGACUGUCAGUAGCUGGUGGUCUUGUCUCCUCCAUGAUACUGGCCUGUAGCUGUCACAGUUGCACUCAGCAAGCUCAGAGGGACACCACAACAUCCCUUCUAGCACCGCCUCACUGCCUUACGUUUCUAAUACAGUAUUUUCCCUUGAGAGCUAUGACUGGUGUCUCUAGCAGUUUGCUGGCUGAUAUUUCAGAGAUUUUUGCAGCUGGGUGAUGGGCAAUGAGACCCUUAGCUGGCGUGAGAUGAUCACGUGCCAUUGAUUUUUGGGGAAAUUGUGCCUAGUCCUAUAAAACCUGACGACCCACACCUUUGGUUAUUGCUGGUUUUGUCUUUUCCCUUUGCCUCAUUUUCUUAAUCAGAAUAAGUUUUGAAAGACAAUCCCUCUCUUCCACCCCACAUUGUGUGGGACUGGCUAGUCUGUAUUUACCUCUUUUAGUCAGGAAAAAGCUCUGCCAGUGGGAGUUGAAGUUGAGCAGUAGAUUGUUUUCAAAUCCAGUUUUAUUAUCCAACUCCAAAAUGGUUUGUGUCUCUCGGUCUAUGUGUAAAAUCUGUGCUCUAUUCCUUCGCAAAUGCUAAAAGCCCUUGUAAUUAUUUUCCCCCCUCCAUCCAUUGCUUUUUCAGGGCAAAAUCCUCUGUACUUUGAUCUGUGAAUAGGUCCCACUGACAAGACUCAUCAUCCUCUUAGUGAUAUGGCUGCCAUGGGGCCAUUUAUUCCUUUGAGUGCAGUAGUGUGGGUUUGGCUUAAAAUGCAGUUGUCCUUUAUCUUUCUUAAAAAACAUCAGACAGGGAACAUAAAUCUAAGUGUUGCUACAUUCUAAGUGUAAUGUACUUUCAACAUUGUUUUCUUCAAACUUGUCUUCGUGAGUCUCAACAAGUAUGGCCAAAGCCACCUGCAUUUCCCAAUUUCUGUUAAUAUUGUAAUUAUAAUUACCGUGAAAAUAAAAUUUGACUAAUUUUUGAAUCUUGAA
Molecule: messenger RNA, 7783 nt
Organism: Corvus hawaiiensis (hawaiian crow)
Lineage: Eukaryota; Metazoa; Chordata; Aves; Passeriformes; Corvidae
Gene: SERTAD4
Product: SERTA domain containing 4
Exons: 4
Coding region: 101-1144 (347 amino acids)
Cellular component (GO): nucleus
Source: RefSeq, a predicted model, not a curated record